This is a messenger RNA of Passer montanus (Eurasian tree sparrow), 3319 nucleotides long. Its product is annotated as shugoshin 2-like. The transcript is spliced from 7 exons. Lineage: Eukaryota; Metazoa; Chordata; Aves; Passeriformes; Passeridae. The coding region runs from base 1536 to 3299 and encodes 587 amino acids. Gene Ontology annotation, cellular component: chromosome, centromeric region. The record is from RefSeq and is a predicted model, not a curated record.
GGACACUGGGUGUCACUCUGUCAUUAAUAUUACAGCUAAAUAUGUCUGAGAUUUAAAAAAAAAGUUAAGUGCACCAGAAACACUGUGAAUUAUAUGUGAAUCGUCUGUUAUAGUCUGACUACAAUUCCACAUCUACUUGAAAUAGUUGCUUAGGAAACAUCUAUAAAUUAUAUGUUACUGAAAAAACAAUCUAUAUAUUCCAGUACAAAUGCUUUUUUAUUAUGGAGCUGGGCCACAGACAAUACUUUCUUGUGAUUUGAGUAAUGAAUUAAAGAUUGUAAUACCUCUCCUACUUUUUAAAGAGCAAUUAUAUGACUAAAGAGAUAUUGUUAGAGAAACUUGCUUUGAGAUGUUUCAACAAUCUCAGCUCCAGAGGGACGUUAAGUUUGGAAGAAGGAUGUACUAGUGAUAGUGGAAACAAAGAAUGCAGAAUUUACAAGCCACAAGGACAUUUGGCAGAACUCCCAAGAUAAGGAAGAAACCAACAAAACCAACUCAGUAACUGUGCUGAAGUCAGCCCCAAGUACGUAAAAGACAGUUCUGGCAAGGGGAGAUUGCGACCACGAAAUUCACCAACUCAAAAAAAGAGAAACUGAGCACAUAGAUUAUAAUAGUAGAUAGGAUACUAAUUAAUCAGAUUACUAUGUAACUUGUAGCCAAUGAAUAUUAAUGUCUUUGUUUACUAAAACCUAUGAACAGCGAUAGUUUUUUGGUAGUCGUCAUGCUGGCUUAGCAGAUUUGACACCCAGCACUCUUUUUGUGCAGAACUGUACAAAAAUCAAAUACCUCACCUCUGUGUGGGGCUCGGCCUCUUGCACAUCAGGUAAAAGAACCCAUUUUGGGAAAACAGAGAUAUUUUCAGCAGCUUUACUCCCAUGGUACCUCCACGUAAAUUUAUUUUCAAAAUAUUUGGCUGUUUUCCCUGUAUGUGUCAUUUCCUUAAAAUACUUAACAUCAUCACACCAGCACACGUAAUGUCAAAUUCUUGAAGGCAAAUUCAAGGCUGUCGGGAAAACAAUGCAUUAACUUGGCCAGAAGUGUGAAGUACGUACGAAUAAAAGUAAUUCCUUUCAACGGUCACAUUUAACUGUCUUUGUCAUAGCUGCAAACUACACACUCUAAUUUCUGGGUGGCGUAGGUCCUUCAGAAGAAGCCUCGGCCUUUCCUGAGGCAUGCCAGGAGCGGUUUAGCUCUGUGGGGCCGGUGGCGGCAGCAGCGCCCCAAGGCCGGCCGCUCCCAGCGGGAAGGGCAGCGGGCCCGGCCCGGCGGGGCCGCCGAGGCUGCGCCGCUCUCCGCGGGGCGGGGCGAGGGGCGGCCCGCCCGCCGGCCGCGGCUUUCGAAAGUCGCUCGGCGGGCACGGCUUCCGCUUCGCCCUCAUCCCCCUCCUUAUCCUCCUCGUUCUCCUCCGCCGGGGGUCCGCGCGGGGCCGGGGGGUCCGCGGCGUCGUUCCUGGGGCAAGUGCGAGCCUUGGCCGGUAAGGGCUUGCGGCAGGGAAAUACGGGUGCCGACCCUGCUCGGUGUCGCUCUCUUCAGCGAUGGCAGCGUGGGAGGCCGCCGAGAUGUCCUUCUUCAGUCUGAGCGACGUGAGGGAGCGGAUGCGGGAGAAGAAGAAGGGUGCCUUGAGGACUGCGAAGUUGAAUGCCUCGCUUGCAUCGAAAAUCAAAACGAAGAUCAUCAACAACUCCUCCACUAUGAAAGUCUCCCUAAAGCAGAACAAUAAAGCAUUGGCUCUGGCCCUCAAUGCAGAGAAAGCCAAUGCACAGCGGCUCACGCAGGAGAAGACCAUCUUACAGAAGGAGGUGAAGCAGUGCCACUUCCAGAACGCUGUGCUGCGGCACAGGCUCUCCUUCCUGAAUGAUAUGUUGAAAAAAAUGGACAAUCUUAUGGCUGCAGUUAAGACGGCCGAGCUGUCUGAGUUCCAUAUAAAUUCUGAAUCCUUGUCCUGUGGCCAGAAGAGCAUCAUGACUGAAGAUAGCUGGGCUGAUGAUAUUGUAGAUGGUCAGCUUCUGAGGGUUACACAGAUGCCGAUGAGAGUGCCCAUUUCCAAGCUGCAUGAUGCAGAGCAGCAAGCUGGCAGCUCCACAGCACUACAAACAUCCUCAGGAGAACUUCAGAGACCUGCUUCUAAUGCAGGAGAACUUCAGAGACCUGCUUCUAAUGAGACCUUGAAAAUUGUGCCUGUUGCCCCCAAAGAUGCUUUGCCACCACAGCACGAUGAGGAGCCUCAGUUCCACCAGGAAGAGAAUGGCAAAAAGGUGACUGAAGCAACGGCAACAGAGGGGGCUUUUCAUGACUCUCACAUAUUUGGAGAUGUCUUGUGCAGCACUGAACAAAAUCCCAACAAUUUGCCAAUGCUUGCCUUGGAAAGUCAUACUCUUUCAUGUGAGGCCGAUGAGAUGGCAAAACAUUUAUUUGAUCGUCUCUCACAAGGGCACAUUACUCAGAGGAGAAAGCGUUCCUCCCUGUUUGCUACAAGCACUCCAUCUUCUGCUCUGGAUAUCUUCCCACGUGUCAGUUCCACUCAGGCAGCUUGGGGUAGUACUGCACAGGACAACAGCAGCUCCAGCAAGAACAACACAGAGCAACAGCUGCAAUCUCCCAGCCCCCUGGCUUCACCAGCUCAAGCUGCUGUUGUUUCUCAUAGAAACUCUGUGGGUAAAGAGACCUUUUGUGAGCAGACACAGACAAAAGAAAUGGGAUGUGGUGUUGAAAGGGACCCUAGCUAUAGCCAGGUCCCUGAGUUUGUUCCUGAAAAGGUUAAAAGCAAAGAUAAGAGUAAAAUCAGAGAGAAAAAGACUGUUAAAAAAGCAAGAACAGGAAAAAAGAAAACAACUGCAAUUAAAACCAAUACAGAAAGUAGUCCUGACAGAUCUCAAGGUGAAGAGUGUGCUCAAAAUGCACAAAAUCUUCUUCAGCCAAAAGCUGCAACAUGUUCUAGUGAGACUGAAGUCUGUGAGAUGGGGCAGAAGGCAUGUGAGGGGGCUUUUGACAAGAGGAAUACAGAUUGUGGUGUGGAGCACCAUUCCCACUCUCCUGAUGGAGUCCAAGACUUGGGAAGUACAUGUGAGGUGAAUCCAGCACAGCUGCAGAAUCUUGAAAGUGUUGACUUAAUGCAACAGGUUAAGAAGGGACCUAUCUUUGAGAUGCAAAGUAUGGAGAGCUUGCUAAAACCCCCAGUUCAUACCUUCUCAAGUCAUGAAAUUCCCUCAGGUGAUUCCAGUCUACAGAAUUCACUUUUCUUGGGGAAAGAGACCUCCAGUGCUUGUGCUUUGCAAGAGGACCCAAGUGUGAUCAGAUAGAAAAUCAAGAGAAAAACUAG